AUGGGUUGCGGAAUCUUGACCACGUAUUCUCAGAUCGCUAACAUCUCUGGAUUGCAUGGCCUCCUUGUGUACACAUUGACAGGAUCAAUUCCAUUACUUGGUUUUGCGGCCAUUGGUCCCCUAAUUAGAAAGAAAUGUCCAGAAGGAUUCAUACUUACGGAAUGGGUGAGACAAAGAUUUGGUACGAUAACAGCCUUGUAUUUGUCCUUCUUCACGUGCUUGACGAUGUUUCUUUUCAUGAUUAGUGAGCUUGCAGCCAUUAGGACAGCAAUAGAGACGCUAACAGGAUUGAACGCCUUAGGAGCAGUCAUCGUGGAAUGUGUUGUGACGUCUGUGUACACAUCGAUCGGAGGUUUCAAGGUUAGUUUUGUAACUGACAAUUUCCAAGGUGCGUUUGUCUUGAUAAUGGUUAUCAUCUGUGCUUGUGGAAUGGGAUCUUAUAUCCGUAUCGACACUUCAAAGAUCGGAGAAUCGGGUCUUUUGAAAGCAAACGAACUAGGCUGGCAAUUGAUAUACAUAUUAUUUGUAGCCAUUUUAACAAAUGAUUGCUUUAUGGCUGGAUUUUGGUUGCGAACUUUUGCAAGUAAAACUGAUAAAGACUUAUGGAUAGGAUGUUCGAUUGCAUCGUUUGUUACAUUUGUAAUUUGUACAUUGGUUGGAACAACAGGCUUUAUUGCAGUUUGGACUGGUGAUUUGACUGUCGGAGAUGAAAUGGGAUACAAUGCUUUUUUCAUACUUUUAAGCCACAUGCCUCGCUGGGUCGUUGCUUUCGUAUUAAUUUUUAGCAUAUCCCUUUCGACCUGUACUUUUGAUUCCUUGCAAUCAGCUAUGGUUUCAAGUAUCUCUAAUGAUGCUUUCCGUAAUAAGUUACCAAUCAUAUACGUAAGGAUAUUAGUGUUCCUAAUUAUCGUUCCUAUUAUUGUUCUUGCAAUCAAAGUUGCUGAUGAUAUUUUACAAAUUUAUUUGAUUGCUGAUCUUGUUUCAUCUGCCUUGAUUCCUGCAAUAUUCUUAGGAUUGAGUGAAAGAUGUUUCUGGUAUCUCAGAGGGUUUGAUGUUAUGUGUGGUGGCUUAGGAGCUCUUCUUGGUGUUUUCAUCUUUGGUACUGUUUACUAUCAUUCUGCUAAAGAAGGUGGGAAAUUGCUACUUAUUUGGAAUGGGAUCUAUAGUCCUGAAGAUUGGGGUCCUUUUGGUGCCUUCGUUAUCGCUCCCGUGGGCGGCAUACUCUUGACUUUAAUAGCAGCUGCAUUGAGGAUAAGUGCAGAGUAUGUCUAUUGCAAAGCAGCUAACAAACCAUUCAAUUCUUUAGCAAAAAGAACUGAAUCAGUAGAAGUUUCAAGAAAUGAAAUCACUUCAGAUGUGAACUCGCUGGAUCACUCAAAAGCGAAAAUGAAUGAGGGCGACGACGUUUAG
Messenger RNA from Priceomyces carsonii, 1410 nucleotides. RefSeq lists its product as uncharacterized. Gene Ontology annotation, biological process: transmembrane transport; spermidine transport. NCBI's taxonomy places the organism in Eukaryota, Fungi, Ascomycota, Pichiomycetes, Serinales, Debaryomycetaceae. The transcript has a single exon. The record is from RefSeq and is a predicted model, not a curated record. The coding region runs from base 1 to 1410 and encodes 469 amino acids. Gene Ontology annotation, cellular component: plasma membrane. Gene Ontology annotation, molecular function: spermidine transmembrane transporter activity.